Naegleria lovaniensis is the source of this 2256-nucleotide messenger RNA. RefSeq lists its product as uncharacterized. The coding region runs from base 1 to 2256 and encodes 751 amino acids. Gene Ontology annotation, biological process: protein phosphorylation. Gene Ontology annotation, molecular function: protein kinase activity; ATP binding. Lineage: Eukaryota; Heterolobosea; Eutetramitea; Acrasida; Naegleriidae. The record is from RefSeq and is a predicted model, not a curated record. The transcript has 2 exons.
AUGGGAAACACAUCAAUGCCACGUGGAACCGCUACUGGUGAUUUCAAUAUAGAGGCAACAUCAAACUCGGGACCUCGAAAUUAUUGGUCAACCAACAAGAAUUUUGAUGCCGAUCCGUCCGACUCCUUCAUGAAUCAAGCACAAUCUACUGGAGAGCUAAAUUCUCAUCAAUUUUAUUCGAAAGUUGCCCUUCCGAAUACGUCCUCUCAUACCUUGUCUUCUCGUCCUCUCACAAGUACUGCCACCAGCAAACCUCCGAGCUCAACAAAAGAAGUCACAAAACCAACGAUCAGAGAUGCAUUGACACCUCCUCAACAAUCAUCAGGUGGUUUUACGUUUCAACACUACAAUCAACAAGCGUAUAAUAAUGAAUAUUUACCACCACCUCAACAAUCAUCAGGAUAUUUUCCAGAAACCGAACAGGUUCAAUUAUUUGGAAAUACUAAUUUUCAAGCCCAACCAUUUUCACAAUCCACUGGCUUCGUGACGUCUUCGCCAGUUGUACAACAAUUACCAUCAAAGACCUCGGCAAAACCACCUUCAAGAAAAUCAAUCUCUCCGAACAGUGUUUUUGAUGUCACAACGAGUCCACGAGAGACUGAACGUAAAUCAUUUAAGAAAGUUCAACCUAAAAAAGAACAAAAAGAAGAAGAAGAAGAGGAAUAUUCAAAUCUUCUUUCGACCACAAAAGCUCCACCAAGCUUAACAAUCUCUGUAUAUAUCAAUUUUGAAGAAAAGAAUAUUUUUGCAACCAUCACAGAUGCUUCCACUCUGGCACAAUUGAAAACGUUGGCAAAAGACAGAUUUAACAAGUUACAAAAUGAGGAUGACAAGAACAUUGAGCUCUAUUAUGACUCGGAUCAAGUGAAAAAUAUUGGAGUGACCGACGAUAAUGCAGUCAAUGUUAUGAAACGUACUUUUAGUAACAAACCUAACGAUAUUUCUGUGCUCAAAGUUGUUUUAAAUAAGCCAAUGGAUCCAGUGAAUGCUAAUGUAGAAAUUGCAUACAAAUUUUCUGUAGAAUAUGUCAAUAAUGUUUUUCAAACAUCGACCAAGAAAUUUAAAAUGAAGGUAUCAUCCACCGAAACCAUUUCCUCAUUUAUUGUAAAGAUUGCUGAGCGAUGUGACCUUCCUCAAGCAAAGGAUUUAUAUUCCUUACAAUUUUUAGACAAAACAUUUGAACAAUUUAUUGAUAUUAAGGACAUGGAAGAGAUGGAAUUGGACAAGGAAGGAGUGAAUCAACUCAAACUCAAGAAAAACACAACCAUUGCCAAAAAAUUUGGAGCAGAUAGUAUGGCUAACUAUUCGAAUGCUUUCCUUGGAAUCUUGAUCAAGAAUAGAUAUCUCACAACCGAUAUUCUAGGAAAAGGUGGAUACGGCAUUGUGAUUGGAUGUGAAGACACCAUCACAAAUGAAAAACUCGCCAUUAAAUUCAUUCUCUCCAGCAAUGAUCAUUAUGACAAAGAUGAAGACGUACGUAAAGAAGAAGAGAGUGCCAAAAGAGAAGCCAUGUUUAUGGAGAUGCUGCAACACGAACAUAUUGCAACAGUGAAACAAGUAUUUACAUGGAAAGAAGUUUUGGAAGAAACACCAGCAUUUAGUGGCAAUUUGUUAUUCUCUCCGUUACUGUGUAUUUUAAUGGAGCGAUACAUGUAUGGCAAUGUAAUGCAAACCAUACUUCUCGAUCAGGGCAAGAAAGGUCCAAUUUCCUUGAAACUUGUGUUCCAAAUUAUCUUCCAAAUGUCCAAAGCUGUAUCUUUUAUUCAUGCACAGAGUAUUAUUCACAGAGAUAUCAAACCACAUAACAUGCUCAUUCGAUCAUUUGAUCCCUCUACCAAUGAUAUUCAUGUGGUGUUAUCAGAUUUUGGAACGGCCAAAUCAGAUGUUCAUACGACACGACAUACACAGAUUGGAACAUUGCUAUUCGAAGCACCUGAGGUAUUGCUUCAUCAUUCCUAUGGGCUUUCUGCAGAUAUGUUUUCACUAGGAGUGACAUUAUUUCAAUUACUUUCCCUUAAUAUUGACUACAAUGUUUCAUUUAAAUUAAUUCAAAACGAAAAAGAAUGUCAAAACGAAAUGAUGAACUUGAUACUCAGAAAUUAUGCAAGCUAUCAAGGAGAACAAGCUUACAAAGACAUUGUUCUUAAAGGAAUGGUUAAUAUCGUGCAGAGAUUAUUAAAGCUGUCACCACAAGAUAGAUUGACAAGCCAACAACUCGCACAAGAAUUGGAUAUUUUGGAAAUUGAAAUUUAUUAA